Messenger RNA from Halteromyces radiatus, 312 nucleotides. RefSeq names its product 60S ribosomal protein L37. Gene Ontology annotation, molecular function: RNA binding; structural constituent of ribosome. Gene Ontology annotation, cellular component: ribosome; cytosolic large ribosomal subunit. Gene Ontology annotation, biological process: translation. Lineage: Eukaryota; Fungi; Mucoromycota; Mucoromycetes; Mucorales; Cunninghamellaceae. The record is from RefSeq and is a predicted model, not a curated record. The transcript is spliced from 4 exons. Bases 1 to 312 code for a protein of 103 amino acids.
AUGGAAGCAACGAUGGAUCAUGAGAUGGAUGAAUGGAUAGAAUAUUUACGUACCUCUUCAUUUGGUAAACGUCACACCAAAUCCCACACACUUUGCCGUCGUUGUGGUAACCGAUCUUUCCACAAGCAAAAGAAGACUUGUGCUCAAUGUGGUUACCCUGCUGCCAAGAUUCGAUCCUUCAACUGGUCUGAAAAGGGCAAGAGAAGAAAGACUACCGGUACUGGUCGUAUGCGAUACUUGAAGGUUGUCCACCGUCGUUUCAAGAAUGGUUUCCGUGAAGGUACUCAAGCUAAGAAGCAAGAAUCAGCUUAG